CAGGGACUUGCUCAAAUGGCACGAUAAAUUCCAGGGUUGGUCGUUCCUUCGCUAGGUUCGCUUUCGCGCCACGUUUUUGUCCCGCGCCGAUUUCUUUCCCGCGCUGGAUUGUUCCCCUCUCUCGGGGAAUGCUUGUCGCAUCAGGCGGCUCAGCUCAGCUGCACCUCAAUGAUCUUGUUAGUGCAGCUAAGUAGGAGCGGAGAAACGAUGAAUGCUAGAAUAUCUAUUUUGGCUUCAGAGCCAGUUCUGCUUUUCACAAGCGGGCCUUUUGGCUAUAUAGCCUCGUCCAUCCCUCGCAAGCGGUUCUUUUUGGCCGGGCUCUCGCCGAAUUAGAGCACUCGCCGCCGCGUGACAAGGCGAGAGACCUGAGUUGACCCCUCCUUAGUGGUUGCGCACCACACCGCUGUAGUCUGCUCGGAAGAUCCCAUCUCUGUAGUCAUGCAGCCGUUUCUGCCAAUUGCAUCUUGUGAAAUAGUCCGACUCGCACCCGUGUCCCGCCGCACAAAAUGCUCGUUCGCGCCUGUGCCCAUCCUCGUCCUAUUCUCGUCCCAUUUUGCGGCGCUGCCUCCUUCGAUGGUCCGCUGGCGGCCAACGGUUCUCGUCUGCUCUGCUGGCGAGCCGACAGCGAAUUAGGGUUGAGUAUUUAGGAUGAGUCGGCAUCGGGAUUCGAGUCGGGUCGGGUCGGGACUCGGGUCGGGUCGUCACCUCACGACGCUUCUUGAGUGGCCAUGGCUUUCCCAAACCCGCCUCGCUGGCCACGCAAGCUCCCAACGCGCAUUACUGGCAGUGCCGCUCUCGUGCCACCCCCACUCCUUCCGCCUGCAGCCCACUCCUUUCCUUCUCGCCAGCCCACUCCAGCCCACUCCAGCCCACUCCAACCCACUCACGGCCCACUCUGAGCGGAAAGGCUCUCACGAGGCACUUUGAAACCCUUUCUCCUAGGACAUAAGCGCGGAUGCCGCGCACGAUGGUAGUCAAGGGGGUCAAGCGUUUUUUUCUGGAGGGGGACUCUCAUUCGCCCGCGGAUUCCUCCGCCGGGGGGACGUUGCGCUGAGCUCCCCCCCCGCAGGCCUUCCCACCGCGGCGAGUCUCCCUCUCACGGAGGGGUCCGUGAGGUAUUUAAUCCCCCUCUCGGCCUCUCCUUCACCACAGCCUUCGCUUUGAGAGCCUCUCAGCCUUUGCACCCUUUCUUGCAAACCACCACAGUACUAGUACUGCACGUGCUCCCCGAGAACUCCGCUGACCCUUACGACUCCAACCACACGCGCACCUAGUUCUGCUGCGGCUCCGUCUCGCUAUCUCCUGCUGUUGCUGCUUCUGCUGCUGUCAAGGGGUCAUCUCCACGUGAUACCUCCGAGGGUACAAUCUCAGCUCGUGACGUCAUCACCAUCGUGCCAUCGUCAUGGGUCGUCUGGUGCUCGCUGCGGCGCUCGUGGCCCUCGUCCUCUCCGCCUGUGCGACCAUGGCUGCCGCCAUCCGCCUGCCGUCGACCACGCCCUGCAAAUGGGGGCACAACAGGGAUGCGUCAGGCAACUGCGCUGACACCUGCGCAAUCCGCAACUGCGGCACCAACUCCAAGUGCCUCAAGGACGAGGCUGGCUGGGCCAACUGCGUGUGCCUCAAGGGCUUCCAGCUGCUGCCCAACGCCUCCUGCGCCCACUCGUGCGCGAUCUUGGUGUGUGACCCGCAUGCCACGUGCGUGAAGGAGGAGGACUCGUUGGCCAAGUGUGUGUGCAACUGGGGAUACGUCAUGACCCCCGAUGGCGUCUGCAUUGACACGUGCGCGAACAAGGCGUGUGACGGCACGUGCACCAAGGACGCUGCUGGGGCGGCAGUCUGUCAUUGCAACAAUACCAUUGGCCUCGUGCUGCUGGAAGACACCAAGACGUGCAAGGAUGCAUGUGAGGUCGCGGCCUGUCGCACCAAUUUCACGUGUGCCAGAAAUCCCGACAAUCUGGCCGACGUGAAUUGUGAAUGCCAGGAGGGAUACGCGCUGUCAGGGGACAAAUGCAUUGACAAGUGCGACAUCAAGGGGUGUUUGGGUGGCACGUGCAGCCAGAUCGAUGGAGAGGCAGUGUGUGACUGCCAUGGUGCGACCACUGGCCUCAAGCUGCUGGAGGACACGGUCACGUGCCAAGAUGCAUGUGUGCUCGAGGCGUGUCGCACCAAUUUCACGUGUGCCAGGAAUGUUGACAAUCUGGCCAACGUGCGCUGUGAAUGCGAGGACGGAUACGCGCUGGCGGAGGACGGCACAUGCAUUGACAAGUGCGACCUCAAGGGGUGUUUGGGUGGCACGUGCAGCCAGAUCGAUGGAGAGGCAGUGUGUGACUGCCAUGGUGCGACCACUGGCCUCAAACUGCUGGAGGACACGGUCACGUGCCAAGAUGCAUGUGAGGUCGCGGCCUGUCGCACCAAUUUCACGUGUGCCAGGAAUCCGGACAAUCUGGCCGACGUGAAUUGUGAAUGCCAGGAGGGAUACGCGCUGUCAGGGGACAAAUGCAUUGACAAGUGCGACCUCAAGGGGUGUUUGGGUGGCACGUGCAGCCAGAUCGAUGGAGAGGCAGUGUGUGACUGCCAUGGUGCGACCACUGGCCUCAAACUGCUGGAGGACACGGUCACGUGCCAAGAUGCAUGUGUGCUCGAGGCGUGUCGCACCAAUUUCACGUGUGCCAGGAAUGUUGACAAUCUGGCUGACGUGCGCUGUGAAUGCGAGGAUGGAUACGCGCUGGCGGAGGACGGCACAUGCAUUGACAAGUGCGACCUCAAGGGGUGUUUGGGCGGCGGCACGUGCAGCCAGAUUGAUGGAGUGGCAGUGUGUGACUGUGAUAUGGAGACCAGUGGCAAAGUGCUGCUGGCAGACACAAUCACAUGCAAAGAUGCAUGUCAGGUGAAGGGCUGUGCUACCCUUGGCGACUUUGGCCAGUGCAUCAGGAAUCCAAUGAAUGCAUCCGACGUGCGCUGUGCAUGCAAGGAUGGCUAUGUGCUCUCAGGAGGCAUAUGCGUUGAUGCGUGUGAGCUCGAGGCCUGUGCAAUCAAAGACAUCAAAUCCGAGUGCAUCAGGAAUCCGCUGAAUCCGACCGAUGUGCACUGUGCAUGCGUGGAAGGCUACGUGCUGUCAGGAGGCAAAUGCACUGAUGCGUGUUUGGUGCAGGCCUGUGCUACCAAAGACACCAAGUCCGAGUGUUUAGUGAAUCCACAGAAUAAGACUGAUGUGCACUGCGCAUGCCUGAAUAACUACGUGCUGUCAGGAGGCGUAUGCACUGACACCUGUGCGCUGAAGGGCUGUGUGGGCGGCACGUGCGAUCAUAACACCGAUGGGUCGGCAUUCUGUUACUGCAAUGCUGAUGCUGGCUUCGUGCUGCUGGGCGAUAAGUUGACGUGCGAACACGUGUGCACUAUUGCGAAUUGCAAAAACAAGGAUCCCAACUCUUUUUGCACGUGGACUAAGGCCGGUGGGGCAACGUGUCCUUGCAUGCUGGGUUUCAAUACCCCAGUAGGUGGUGGCUUGUGCACUGACACCUGCACACUCAAGGGUUGUGGUGCGCACAGCACCUGCAAGCACCGCGACGAUGGAUCGGCAUUCUGCGUUUGUGACACUGGCUAUACACUGCAGGAAGAUGGCGUGACAUGCAAGGAUAACUGUGCCAUCCUGAUGGAUAAGUCGCCUUGCACCGGUGUCAACGAGCAGUGCGCUAAGAAUGCCACGGGGUGGGCCUCCUGCGUGUGCAAGCCUUACUACCACACGUACAAAGGCUAUUGUGCCAAUCGCUGCAUCGACAAGCCCAAAUCGGAGCAGUGCCCUGACAACUCGUACUGCGUGAGGCGGGUGGACGGGAUCGCGUUCUGCAUUUGCAACGAUCCGAAAGAUGCCAAGUCCAGUGGAGCCGGUGGCUGUGGCACGCUGGAUGGUUUAGGGACACCGUAAACGCCACAUGGACUGGGCCGUAAACUUCGCUGGAAGGUGGAAGCACAGGAGAGUGGGGUGCUGCUGGAAGGUGGAAGCAAAGGAGAGCUGGGGUGCUGCUGGAAGGUGGAAGCAAAGGAGAGCUGGGGUGCUGCUGGAAGGUGCAAGUACGGGGGAGCGUUGACCCCUGAUUGGCCUUGUGUGAAAUUCGACCUUUUUGUUUUGCUCAGUACCCUUGUUGAUUUUUGGGCGUUUCUUUAGUGCCAUCAAUAGGUGUUCUUGGCAAUAUGAAUAUAUUGUAUCAGUUUGUUUAUAU
This is a messenger RNA of Closterium sp. NIES-67, 4220 nucleotides long. Lineage: Eukaryota; Viridiplantae; Streptophyta; Zygnematophyceae; Desmidiales; Closteriaceae. The record is from the annotation of a GenBank genome assembly.